GGACUACGUGAGUAAGUGAGAGACGAAUAGUCAACCAUUACCGGUGGCGCCGGUCAAUGGUUGCUGAACUUCCCUUUCAUUACAAUUACUGUGUAAUUUAUUUCUUAAUUAACUCGCUUGCCUCUUCUCCUAUUCUUCUCUCUCUACUUAUUGAAGUUUUUCUCGAGGAACUGUGUUUGUUAGCUUCUGAAUUGGUGAAUAACAAUGGCUCGUCCAAAUGUCCCAAAGUUUGGUAAUUGGGAAAAUGAAGACAACACACCCUAUACUGUAUAUUUUGAAAAAGCAAGGCAAACUCGUGGCACUGGAAAGAUCAUAAACCCCAAUGAUCCUGAAGAGAAUCCAGAUAUGUUUCCCAAUCUUGCUCCCCCACGUGCAGCUGCCCCUCAAAUUUCCAAGCCUAAAACACUAACAGAGGAACCACCAAUUGGGCGCGGUGGAGCAGCUAGGCAAACUUGGGACCGUAGACUGAGUAAGGACGAUGGUGAAUUCCGGCAGUAUGCUAAUUCUCCAGCCCGUAACCAGAACAUGGGGCGGAGAGGUUCCAAUGAGCCAUAUCAUCAACACUGGUGUGGAUCAAGUUCUGGUCGAACUGGCAGACCAAGUGCAGGAUCUGAACAUAGCUUUGAUAAAUCACCACUGCAUCCACAUUACCAGGCCAAGGUUAAUAAUGCUGGAAGAGGUGCUGCAUCUCCUGCUUGGGAAGAAAAGAAUAAUUCUUAUGAUAGUAGUCACGGUACUCCUGGAAGAUCAUUUGAAAGUUCUCAUGCUGCUCCUGGGAGGUCCAAAGUUAAGCAAGAGAGUUCUGAUAGAGGAGCUGCAGUUCCAAGAUUUGGGGAGUGGGACGAGAAUGAUCCUCAAUCUGCUGAUAACUACACACACAUUUUCAACAAGAUGCGUGAGGAAAAGCAAGGAAAUCCAACAGGGACACCUACUAGAGCAUCUUACAACACACGAAGGGAUAACUCUGAGGAAAAGUCAAUGAAGUGCUGUUUUCUCUGAUAAUGCAAGGGAGGACCUUGAUUUGAAUCUGCAACGGCCAAUGGAUUUGUAAAUAGUUCGACAAAUUACUUCUGCAAUAUAUUAAUUCAUCUACUUUACGUACUUCUUUUGGUGAUAAUUUGAGAGUUGUUUUGUAUUUUCAACAGAUUUCUGCAAUUGUAUUGUCAACAUGUAGUCUUUUUAAUAAUGUACUUUUAUUUGUAUGUUAUAGACAGUGCUUGCAGAUUUUGGAUGCUUUCUCUAUUUUGCCUGUGAAGAGUACUGUUGGUCUUCUCUAGCAAUACAACUGGUCAUAAUCUUGGGUUAGUGCUCAAGUAUUAGUACUCUUCUCAUAAAAAGAAUUCUGCAUUUUGAAUUAUGAGGUUUAACAUGUCUAA
This is a messenger RNA of Capsicum annuum, 1376 nucleotides long. RefSeq names its product RPM1-interacting protein 4. Lineage: Eukaryota; Viridiplantae; Streptophyta; Magnoliopsida; Solanales; Solanaceae. The transcript has 4 exons. Bases 205 to 999 code for a protein of 264 amino acids. The record is from RefSeq and is a predicted model, not a curated record.